CGCGACCACGCCCAGCUCCGGGUCGGUCAGGCUGGGACUGAGACUAGGACCCACGUCGGGAAGUCCUGAAGUUCUGAUGGGGGACCAGGGGCUGUAGUUCCAGGCGGAAGGCACUACUGGGUCAAUGGCGCGGAGACAUUUAUUAAGCACUUACCAUGCACCAGACACUUUCUCCGCCCUGGGGCCCCAUCAGAAGGUCUUUGACCCCCCUGAGGACUUGGAGCGGAAGGUAUGGGAGCUGGCACAGCUGGUCUGGCAGUCCUCCAACGUGGUGUUCCACACGGGCGCGGGCAUCAGCACAGCCUCAGGCAUCCCCGACUUCAGGGGCCCCCAUGGCGUCUGGACGAUGGAGGAGCAGGGCCUGGCCCCCAAGUUCGACACCACCUUUGAGAACGCGCGGCCCACGAAGACUCACAUGGCACUGGUGCAGCUGGAGCGCGUGGGCCUCCUCCGCUUCCUGGUCAGCCAGAACGUGGACGGGCUGCAUGUGCGCUCCGGCUUCCCCAGGGACAAGCUGGCAGAGCUUCACGGAAACAUGUUUGUAGAAGAAUGUGUCAAGUGUAAGACGCAGUACGUCCGGGACACCGUCGUGGGCAGCAUGGGCCUGAAGGCCACCGGCCGGCUCUGCACCGUGGCCAAGUCAAGGGGGCUGCGGGCCUGCAGGGGGGAGCUGAGAGACACUAUCCUGGACUGGGAAGACUCCCUGCCUGACCGGGACCUCACUCUGGCCGAUGAGGCCAGCAGGAACGCGGACCUGUCCAUCACGCUGGGCACCUCCCUGCAAAUCCGGCCCAGCGGGAACCUGCCCCUCGCCACCAAACGCCGCGGAGGCCGGCUGGUCAUCGUCAACCUUCAGCCCACCAAGCACGACCGCCACGCAGACCUGCGUAUCCACGGCUAUGUAGAUGAGGUCAUGACCCGGCUCAUGAAGCAUCUGGGCCUGGAGAUCCCGGCCUGGGACGGCCCCCGCGUGCUGGAGAGGGCACUGCCACCCCUGCCCCGCCCACCCACCCCCAAGCUGGAGCCCAAGGAGGAGGCCCCCGCCCAGCUCCACAGCCCAGCGCCCGCCAGCCCCAAGCAGGAGCCCACAGCUGAGCCUGGCGCCCAGCACAACGGCUCUGGGCCCGCCAGCCCCAAAAGGGAGCUGCUGGACAGUCCUGCUCCCCGCAGGCCCCCCAAAAGAGUGAAGACCGAGGUGGUUCCCAGCUGACCAGGGGGCCUGGGGAGGGCGGGGCUCUUUGUAGAAACCAUGGAUUCUUUUUUUUUUCUUACUGGUUUCACUUUGUUACUUGUCUCUGUCCUUGGGGGGAGACCUCAGGGUGCUGAGAGCUGGGCUCCAGGCCCCGGGGCAGACUUGCCCUCCAUUGCACCUCCCUUUAGCUUGGGGCUUCUGGAGGGGGCCUGGGAAGGAGCAUCCCCCCUGGACCCUGACCUUGGAGCUGACACCCCCCCACCCCGUACCUGCUCCAAACCCAGGCUCCAGCCUCUGACUCAGGAUGUUCCUGGGAGGUGUGGCCAGGCCCUCUGUGGUUUCCUCUGACCCCUGGGCCCUCACACUCUCCAGCCCCUGCCUACCCCCGGACAGCCUUCACAGUCCCUCCAGGAGGGAAGGGAGGCAGGGCCAUCAUUUAGGAGCCAAACUUCAUGGCAGGACAGACAAUAGAAGCUCACACUGCCUUUGGGGCUGGAGGAAGAAGGGUGGGUCCACCUGGCUUCCUCCAGGCUUCCAGAAAAGCCUUCAAUGCAAUAAAAGAAUUUCUUGCAUCUGAGUCUGUGUUUGCCAUCCACAACCUUGCC
This is a messenger RNA of Balaenoptera acutorostrata (minke whale), 1797 nucleotides long. It is a transcript of the gene SIRT6, whose product is annotated as sirtuin 6. Gene Ontology annotation, molecular function: NAD+ binding. The transcript has 9 exons. Lineage: Eukaryota; Metazoa; Chordata; Mammalia; Artiodactyla; Balaenopteridae. The record is from RefSeq and is a predicted model, not a curated record. Bases 125 to 1210 code for a protein of 361 amino acids.